UACCUUUGGUCUUGUCCCACCUUUGAUCGCGCUUGUUCACUUUCCCAUCGUGCUGUUGUUGUUGUUUUGUUUUGGUGAAGCCCUGUUUCCGACACCCGAGUCCCUAUAACGACACCCCCUUCGCUUCCCUCCCUCCUCGGUGUAAUCAGGUCCCCCCUUGAACAUUCCACCCUAAAGAACUCCGACUCGACUUCUUCUCGCGGCCACCAUCCUCCCCCGACACAGCAGCAAAUCCCAAAUCGCCACGGUCCGCGAAGGACCGCCCUCCCACCGCCCAUCAUGUCGACCGCCGACGAGAGUAGCGGGAAUGUCGGCACCGACCCGACCGUCGACAACCUCAACGCGCCCUUCAACGCGGGCGACCAGGCCUACAUCAUCGUCUCGGCGGCCAUGGUCCUGCUUAUGGUGCCCGGUAUCGCCUUCCUCUACUCGGGUCUCGCCCGCCGGAAAUCGGCCCUCUCGCUCAUCUGGGUCACCGUCAUGUCUUUCAGCGUCGUCGUCUUUCAGUGGUACUUUUGGGGCUACUCGCUCGCCCUGAGCAGCACCGCCACCAACGGCUUCAUCGGGAACCUGGACAAGUUUGGGUUGCGCAACACCCUCGGCGCGCCGAGCCCCGGCUCACCGCUGAUUCCGGAGCUGUUGUAUUCUUUUUACCAGAUGCAAUUUUGCGCCGUCACCGCCGCCCUCGUCAUCGGAGCCACGGCCGAACGCGGCCGCGUCGUCCCCGCGAUGGUCUUCACCUUUUUCUGGGCCACGCUCGUGUACUGCCCCCUCGCGUACUGGGCCUGGGGCGCCAACGGGUGGGCCUUGCAGUACGGCGUGCUCGACUACGCCGGCGGCGGCCCCGUCGAGAUCGGGUCCGGCGUGUCGGCCCUGGCCUACUCGUGGGUGCUCGGGCGCCGCAACGAGAAGAUGAUGCUCAACUUCCGCCCCCACAACAUCUCCCUCAUCACCCUCGGCACCAUCCUCCUGUGGUUCGGCUGGCUGGGCUUCAACGGCGGCUCCGCCUUCGGCGCCAACCUCCGCGCCACCAUGGCCUGCUGGAACUCGUGCCUGACGGCCAUGUUCGCCGCCAUGACCUGGUGUCUGCUGGAUUACCGCCUGGCCAAGAAGUGGUCGCUCGUCGGCUGGUGCUCCGGCACCAUCUCGGGGCUCGUGGCCGCCACCCCGGCCUCGGGGGUCAUCACGCCGUGGGCCAGCAUCCUCCUGGGGGUCGUCUCGGGCGUGGCCUGCAACUUCGGCACCAAGGUCAAGUUCAUGAUCGGCAUCGACGACGCGCUCGACGUGUUCGCCGAGCACGGCAUCGGCGGCAUCGUCGGCCUCAUCUUCAACGCCCUCUUCGCCGCCGACUACAUCAUCGGCCUCGACGGCGUCAACAUGGGCGUCACCGGCGGCUUCCUCAACCACAACUACCGCCAGCUCUACAUCCAGAUCGCCUACAUCGUCGCCGCCUGCGCCUACACCUUUGUCAUGUCCGCCAUCAUCGCCAAGGCCAUCGACCUCGUCCCCGGCCUCCACCUGCGCGCCUCCUCCGAAGCCGAGCUCCUCGGCAUGGACGACGACCAGCACGGCGAGUUCGCCUAUGAUUACGUCGAGGUCCGACGCGACUACCUCGCCUGGACGCCCGCGGAGCGCGACCCCAAGGAAGACGGCGCGGUCGUGGUGCCCCAGCACGGCAUCGCCGGCCACCAGGACCUGGCCGAGAGCGCGAGGCUGCGCGCGCCGGGGACCGGCUCCUCGGCGGAGAACAAUAAUCACAUCCUUACUAGUAGGACCAGCACUGGGAGCCGUAAGGGGAGACGUGGGAGCGGGAGUGGGAGCGGGAGUGGGCCGGUGACGCCGCCGCCGGAGAAGGAGAAGGAGGGCGAGGUGGUGGCGGUGGGCAGGUUGGGGGUGGUGACCGAGGGGGAGAAGGUGGAGGUUACGCAAUGAUUGUUGCUUGGUUUUUGGUAUGGGGAGGGGAGGGAGCGUGUUUGUGUUGGUUGUUC
Molecule: messenger RNA, 1988 nt
Organism: Chaetomium fimeti
Lineage: Eukaryota; Fungi; Ascomycota; Sordariomycetes; Sordariales; Chaetomiaceae
Product: ammonium transporter
Exons: 3
Coding region: 280-1932 (550 amino acids)
Biological process (GO): ammonium transmembrane transport
Cellular component (GO): plasma membrane
Molecular function (GO): ammonium channel activity
Source: RefSeq, a predicted model, not a curated record